CCACAACUUAGAACUUAGAACACGAAGAUCACCGGGCUCUCAAUGGGAUGUCGGGCCAGCUGAAGAAAAAUGCUGAUAGACGGAAGACAAUCAAUGUUCCGCAGCCAAUUGAUGCUGGAACGAAGGCGACCAGGGCUGUGAUCAAGCAUCUAGCUGAGCUGGAGAGGGACAAUUACCAUGACGUGAAGAUAGACGUGCCCAAGACUGAAUCAUUCAGAAAAGGCAAAAAACUGACAAGUGCCGUCCGCAAGCACUUGCUUUCCCGCAAAACCUUCGCCCAGCUCCUCGACGAAGCGGAUAGCCCGAGUUAUCAAGCAGCUUCAUCAGCGCCAUCUAGGUAUCCUCGGCGCGAGUUUUGCAGCGUGUGUGGAUACUUUGGGACGUACAAAUGUAUGAGGUGUGGAGCGAGAUAUUGCGACAGUGGAUGUAAGGCGACGCACCUGGAAACAAGGUGUGUCGGCUUCUACGGAUGAGAGAACACCUUUGCAGGAGUUGGACGUGAAUGACCCUGGAGUAAUCUAUUUUAUCGAAUACCCUACAUGCAUGUGCUACUGAACGCCAUGAACCAAUCUAUGCAAAUCGUCCCAUAAUGAC
This is a messenger RNA of Saitoella complicata NRRL Y-17804, 594 nucleotides long. RefSeq lists its product as uncharacterized. Gene Ontology annotation, biological process: chromatin remodeling. The transcript has 2 exons. Lineage: Eukaryota; Fungi; Ascomycota; Saitoellomycetes; Saitoellales; Saitoellaceae. Gene Ontology annotation, cellular component: Swr1 complex. Gene Ontology annotation, molecular function: nucleosome binding. The coding region runs from base 48 to 473 and encodes 141 amino acids. The record is from RefSeq and is a predicted model, not a curated record.